Messenger RNA from Lindgomyces ingoldianus, 1986 nucleotides. RefSeq names its product MFS general substrate transporter. Gene Ontology annotation, molecular function: transmembrane transporter activity. Gene Ontology annotation, biological process: transmembrane transport. The coding region runs from base 90 to 1811 and encodes 573 amino acids. The transcript is spliced from 3 exons. The record is from RefSeq and is a predicted model, not a curated record. Lineage: Eukaryota; Fungi; Ascomycota; Dothideomycetes; Pleosporales; Lindgomycetaceae.
GCUCCUUUUCCAUGCUCAACAUGGUCGUCUUUUUCUUCUUUGGUUGCUUUGGACUUUUCUCAUGACGUUCAUAUUUGGUUUUAAGAGUCAUGUCGCAUGAUGAUUCGUCACUAGAUAUGGGGGCCGAGAAGGCUGGAGCCGUAGAGAAAAGUAGGGCAGCGUCUAUUUCCACAGGAGCUUUAGCAGGCCCACCUGAAGCAGUUACUGCAGAUGUCAAAGAGAAAGAAGAAGCAUCCGAGUCUGGUCCAAUUUCUCCAGCGUUAUCGUCAACCCACGAGACCGAAGAAAUCGUACAAGCAGACCUGGAGGCUUUGUCUCCCAUUCAGUCAAAUAUACCACACUACUCUGCCUUUAGCAGAAGGAAGAAGCAAUUCACCGUCUUUCUAGCAGCAUGGGGCGGCUUCUUUUCACCUCUUUCAGCAAACAUAUACUUCCCGGCGUUGACGACUUUAAGCCAAGAGUACGAGGUAUCAAGUACGUUGAUGAACCUGACUCUCACAUCCUACAUGAUUUUCCAAGGGUUGGCGCCUACAAUCUUCGGUGACCUCGCUGAUAUGGCUGGGAGAAGGCCUGCAUAUAUCAUUGGGUUCAUUGUCUACAUCGGCGCAAAUAUCGGACUUGCUUCGCAAAGCUCAUAUGCAGCCCUAUUCGUUCUUCGAUGUCUUCAAAGCUCAGGCAGUAGUGCAACGAUUGCUCUUGGUAAUGGUGUUGUAGCUGAUAUUGCAACUAGUUCUGAGCGCGGCACUUGGAUGGGUUAUGCCACGAGUGGCCCAAUGAUUGCUCCUGCAAUAGCGCCAGUGAUAGGUGGGCUACUUGCAGAAUUCCUUGGUUGGCGAUCCAUCUUCUGGUUUCUCGUCAUUAUGGCCGCAGUUUACCUAAUACCCUUUUUCAUCGCCUUUCCUGAAACGGCUCGUGGAGUCGUCGGCAACGGGAGCAUAUCCCCACAGGGCUGGAACAUGUCUGUCCUCGACUACCUUGAGCUCCGAAAGACGCGAAAUUCUGAAACCGGGCUAACGCUGGCAAGAUCUCGUGGAGAACGGCGAGCCGCAGGGGCAGAAUUGGCAGAGAAACAAAAGUUACGAUUUCCAAAUCCCCUCGGCACCCUUCGUGUCAUCAAGGAGAAAGAUGCCGGUUUACUUUUGUUUUAUAACAGCUUGGUGUAUACCGCCUUCUACGACGUCGUCGCCUCCUCACCUUACCUUUUUGAACAAAUAUACGGCUUUAGUGACCUGCAAAUAGGUCUCUCAUUUAUCCCCUUCGGAAUUGGCGCUCUCUUUGCUCCAAUGGCAGCAGGUCGUCUUAUGGACUGGAAUUACAGACGGGUAGCCAAAAAAGAGAAUUUCACAAUUGAUCAUAAACGCGGCGACAACCUCAAAGGCUUCCCUCUCGAACGUGCUCGCCUCUCCGUCGCCGUUCCAUUCAUUGCAAUAGGGAACUGCGCAUUACUCUGCUACGGCUGGAUAUUGGAGGGAGAGACACCUCUCGCUGCUCCUCUAGUGAUGCAUUUCCUGAUAGGUCUCUUCCUCACUGGUGCUUUCAAUUGCAUGAGCGUCAUGCUCAUCGAUUAUUAUCCGUUGAGCCCGUCCACUGCAACUGCAGCCAAUAACCUUGUUCGAUGUCUUGUCGGCGCCGGAGGGACAGGGACAAUCAACAUCAUGAUCGGUAGCAUGGGAAGAGGAUGGUGCUUCACAUUCAUUGCUGUGGUUUUGUUUCUUACGAGUCCCAUUUUCUGGGUGUUGCUCAAGUGGGGACCCAUGUGGAGAGAAGCUAGAAGAGUAAAGAUGGAGAUGAAGGGGAAAAGAGCUGGAUAAUCUCGGUUAGGCUUUCUACAUACUGGAGCAUACCGAUGAACGUAGUCAGGUUAACGGGGAACUCCAAAGCCUGGGGCCGUGUUUAAUGGGAAGGACAAAAGGAUGCUUUUCUACCCCUGUUUUAGAACUCUACUUGGCAUAUCCCCUCUCCAGUAUUUCUCCCUUUGACACUUAU